UUUUCAACAUUAUUUAAUGUUUGGAACCAUUCAUACUUGAUUAAAAUACAUAGUUGAAAACUUUCCCUGUUUUUGAUGAGCUGAUUUUUGUUUUAACUUAUUUAAACUUUUUCAAGGUUUAAACAAUGACAGCAUCACAAUUGUUGAUUAUUUGGUAAACUGUGACUUCUUGCAACAGAUUAGUGACCGUGGUCACACUGGACUAGGCUGUAAAAAUCUGUGAUAGGAACAGAAUGGCUCUGAGAUAGGAACAGAAUGGCUGGGGCAGAACCAUUUUUGGCAGAUGGCAAUCAGGAGUUAUUUCCAUGUGAAGUCUGUGGAAGACGCUUUGCAGCAGAUGUUCUGAAAAGGCAUGGACCAAUAUGUAAAAAACUCUUCAACAAAAAGCGUAAACCUUUCAAUUCUUUGAAGCAAAGAUUACAGGGCACUGACAUUCCUAUUGUGAAAAAGACUCCACAAUCUAAGUCGCCACCUGUGAGGAAGUCUAACUGGAGACAACAACACGAAGACUUUAUUAAUGUAAUCCGAUCAGCAAAGCAGUGUACGCUAGCCAUUAAAGAAGGCCGACCCCUCCCACCUCCACCUCCUCCGUCCUUGAACCCAGAUUAUAUUCAGUGCCCAUAUUGUAUGAGGAGGUUCAAUGAAACCACAGCCAAGCGACAUAUUAAUUUCUGCAAGGAUCAGUCUUCUCGCCGAGUCUUUAAUCCAGCCGAGAUAGCAGCCAAAUUGGCAUCCAAAGCACAGGGUAAGGCUCAGAUGGGUCCAAAAAAAGAACCAGCUCUUACCAGUGCUGUGGGAGCUUUGCUGCAGAACAGGGCCCUCGUGGCCACGAAUGAAGUCCCAAACAAGUCAGGAUUAGCUAUGGACCCUGCUUCUGGAGCAAAACUCAGACAAGGAUUAAGCAAAUCUUCUAAAAAAGAUUAACUCCUAGAAGCCAGAUGGAAAGGAGACCACCCGAUUUGGUAGAUUACAAACAACUAAAUCUUAUUUCAGCGAGACGAACAAUGGCGAACAAUGAGAUUCUAUCUUUGCAAUGAAGACUCCAAGUGGGAUAUUCAGAUUCACCUCCAGACAAUGAUAUCAUUUUAAAGGUGACACAGGAGGGCGUGGUAUUAAGGGGUGACUCGAAGUUGGAAUAGAUUUGUGAGCCUGGCAGCUGGUCUUGUACCUUCUCACAUUAUACAUGAUCUCCCUGGGGGAACCCAUGCACCACCCAAGGUUACAACUACUUCUUGAAGUCAGAAGCCUCCCAAAUCUCUAUCUUCAAUCCUGAACUUUCUUUCAAAUUCCAGAUGAAUACAUCUACCUCCUUCCUGCAACUCUUGGGAUAACCUUGCAGCGCCCCUUGGGCUUUAAACUUUAACCCCAGACUUGCUCCUUCUCAGGCACUGCCUGUUUAGCUAAUGGCACCACUGUAAAAUAGCCAUCAGGUCUCCCAGAUGCUCACCAGGUGAUGGCUACUGUUUUAAGGACUUUACUUCUUACCCUCAACAACCGCAUGAGUAGGCAGAACAACUGCCUGAGUAGGUAGCAUUAAUCCUAUUUGACUUAUGGGGAAACUAAGGCUUAGAAGUUAUGCUGAUUUGCCCAUGACCCUAAAACCAGCAAGCAGUUGAGCUGGGCCGUGAACCCAGGGUGCAUGUCAAAAGUCAGCAUCUUCCCAUGUCACUUCCUAGCCUCUCCAAACUUAGAAGCUCUGGGUUCUAGAUUCUUCUCAAAGAUUAAGCUUUACAAUCUAUUGUCUCUCAAAUCCGUUUCCUUCUCUUAAUUCCCAUAGCCACGUGCUGUUUGGGUGCUGUUUGUCUUUACUGGGGCCUCCACAUCAGCCUAGCACAACAACUCUGCAAUUUUACUUAGUUUGAAAUCCCAAUGAUUUUCUUUUCUAGCUCAUUUAAAAUAGGUAGCAGGCUUUGUAAUCCCUUGUAUUUUCAUCCAGCUGAAGACAGAAAGAAGCAUCCUGAAGAAGUCUGUCUUUGUUAACAAUAUCUAAACCCAGAGAGGAAAUUCUGCUGGACUUCUGGGAAAGGAGAAGGAGAGGGAGAGGCGAAGCUGCAAAAAUGACAUUCUCCUUUCCAUUCCCCCAUGGCCAACCACCCCCCAUCCCGGGAUCUGAUAAGGAGAUACGUCAGCCCCCAGAAAGAGAGGCCCCUGUGGGGCUCUGUUCCCAUGUGGCAAUGAGUAGAAUCCUUGAGAAGACAGCCCAGUGAUGAGUGUGCCUCCAGAGGCCAGACGAGAGGCCCGACGAGAGGCCCGAGGUUCCCAGCCUUCACUGGCGGCCCAGAGACAGAUAGUUACAAGGAUUCAAUAAAUCACUACUUUGAUAAACUGAAGGUCAGAGGUGGUCAUGAGAUGAGGGUCCUCAUCUUCCAGAGGCCAUGAAAACCUCCACGUUCCAGGACACACUCCAUGGGGGAAGGGGAAGCACGUAAAACUUACUGACAUGGAAUUUUCCACUAGGUUGGCAGGAGGGGGACUGGAGUCCAUUUUCAUUACUGGGCAUGAAAACGGUAAAGCCUCUUGCAUAUUUGACGAUGUGAGGUGAAAUGCAAACUUGUGGGGCGCCUCAAUAAAGUGCAGAACCUUGGAACAGUGCACAUCUGCGCUAUAGAGUAGCUACAACUGUUGGAACUGGAGCCAAUCUAGUUUUCAAAGAAGGCAGCAGCUCAGAGAGAGGAGCAAAGCUCCACGUAGGCCCUGGUAGCCUAGUGCGGAGGGGCGGGGUGGCAGGGAAGGCAGCAGGCCUACGCUUUAAAACCCUGAGGCAGAUAGAGAAGGAAGGAAGGAAACAAGGGCAGAUGUUAGAGUAUACUCACAGGAUUAACU
Messenger RNA from Callithrix jacchus (white-tufted-ear marmoset), 2823 nucleotides. RefSeq names its product zinc finger C2HC-type containing 1B (gene ZC2HC1B). The record is from RefSeq and is a predicted model, not a curated record. NCBI's taxonomy places the organism in Eukaryota, Metazoa, Chordata, Mammalia, Primates, Cebidae.